Molecule: messenger RNA, 1212 nt
Organism: Rhincodon typus (whale shark)
Lineage: Eukaryota; Metazoa; Chordata; Chondrichthyes; Orectolobiformes; Rhincodontidae
Product: gap junction delta-2 protein
Exons: 1
Biological process (GO): cell communication
Cellular component (GO): connexin complex
Source: RefSeq, a predicted model, not a curated record
AUGGGUGAUUGGUCAUUACUUAGCCGUCUUCUAAAUGAAGUUCAGAAUCAUUCCACAGUGGUUGGGAAGAUUUAGUUGACAAUGUUGCUGAUUUUUCAUAUUUUGUUGGUCACACUAGUGGGUGAUGCAAUAAAUGGUGAUGAGCAGUCUAAGUUCACCUGUAACACCCGCCAGCCAGGCUGUAAUAAUGUUUGCUAUGACACCUUUGCCCCUAUUUCUCACCUGAGGUUCUGGAUUUUCCAAAUUGUUCUGGUUUCAACACCAUCCAUUUUCUACAUUGUGUAUGUUCUGCAUAAAAUAGCAAAAGAUGAAAAAUAUGAAAUGGACAAAAUGCGUACACUGGAAUUAUCCAAUGAUCCUAUGACUAGUCGACACCUUCCAGAAGAUGAAAGCUUGACUUUGAGAUCUUUUGCUGGCAACUCUCAGGAAAUUGAAUGUUAUCAAAGGGAUAAAGAUGAUGAAAUAGAGCAUAUUAAAAGCAGUGAAAACAAUGAUCCAAUCUAUCUAUCAAGUAAGGUUUUAACUGUAUACAAUAUACAUGUAAUACUGAGGGAAGUUAUGGAAAUAAUAUUUUUAUUACGACAGUAUUACCUGUAUGGAUUUACUGUUCCAUGUUUGUUUGUGUGUUGGACCUAUCCAUGUCCAACCAAAACAGACUGCUUCAUAUUCAGAGCCACAGCAAAGACCAUCUUUUUGAACUUUAUGUUUUGUGUUAGUCUUGCAUGUUUUUUGCUGAACAUUGUUGAGCUCCAUUAUUUGGGUUGGAUUUAUAUUGCACGCAUGUUAUGCACUACUUGCUCACCCUGUUGCAACAAGAAGAAACGAAAGGAAGCAGUAAAUCAGUAUUCACAGCAAAAACCUCUUACAUUAGCGCUAAAAAAUUUGUUUUACGACAACCGAACAUUGAAAUUGUCAUUCGGAUUUUUGAAGCAGGGAUCAGAUAACCUUUCAAGUCAGGCAGCAAUUUCAUUUGAAUCUGAAUCAGUAGAAAGCACAACAAUAUAUCAGGAUGAAAAGGAAUGUGGCAAGUUGCAACAUGGAAAAAUAAAUAUGCCUGGAACAAGCAAGAAAGCUGGCUUUAAAGAAAGAGGUUUUAAACAGAUUUUGUUACAUUCUAAAUUUAAUGCUUACAGAUUCUUUAUAUUCAAAACAGUAACAGAACGUUUACUAGUAAAUAUUAACCAGUUGCCUUUGAAAAAUAGAAAACAGUAG